Mugil cephalus (flathead mullet) is the source of this 7234-nucleotide messenger RNA. It is a transcript of the gene larp1, whose product is annotated as La ribonucleoprotein 1, translational regulator. The record is from RefSeq and is a predicted model, not a curated record. The transcript has 21 exons. Gene Ontology annotation, cellular component: cytosol; cytoplasmic stress granule. The coding region runs from base 587 to 3931 and encodes 1114 amino acids. Lineage: Eukaryota; Metazoa; Chordata; Actinopteri; Mugiliformes; Mugilidae. Gene Ontology annotation, biological process: mRNA stabilization; positive regulation of translation. Gene Ontology annotation, molecular function: RNA cap binding.
CCGAUAAGGUUGAUUAGUUAUGAUACCGGUCCGGUCCACUUGAGAUCAAAUUAGGCCUUAUGUAGCCCCCGUACUAAAAUGAGCUUGACACCACGGUAAAUACAGUUCUAAACAAACACAAUUUUGUUACUAAAAGCACUUGAAUGCGCCCUGCAAAGUGACACUUUACGACUUCCGAAAUUGGAAGUGGAGAGGUUUUACGACGAGGAAGCACUUGAAAGCAUCAUCUCGACGUUGACCCUGAAGCGCGCUCCCUGCGUUUACGUGGCUACUCCCCCUCCACACCGUACGUGCGCGCUCCCCUCUAUCGCGUGGUGGGGAUCAUCCAUAUUGCUGCUAGUGCUGGAGAUAAGGUUGUAAUCCAGAGAGGCCCUCGGACACGUUUCUUUACAUUUUUACGUGUUUUAUUCCGGCGCUGACUGCACCGCGUCUUGGGCUGAAGCUCGUUUGGUCUGGGAGCGACAGAGGAGCGGCAGCCUCCGCGGAACAACUUCACGUUUCCUUGAAACUAAAAGGCGAAUUCGGACCGGGGGGUGGGGGGAGAGGACUGGUAAUCCUGAGGGGGGAAGAAAGACGGUGGUGGGAAAUGGCCACUCAGGUGGAGGCUCUCCUGCCCGGCAACCCGCUCGCCAAAGCGGAGGAGCACGGUAAAGUGAUCCGCGGCGACCCGGAGGAGGAGGACGGGGGCCGGGGCGACGACGGGGCCGAGACGGGUGUCGCCGAACCGGGGAGCGAUAGCAGCGGAGGCAGCAGCAGCAGCAGCAGCAGCAGCCCCGACGACCAGGGAGGACCCCCGGAGGAGCAGACCUCCAAGCGGGGCACGGAAGAGGGGAAAGAAGAAGAAGGAGGCUGUGACAGCGAGGACAAGCAAGGCGAGGAGGGUGUUAAAGGCAGCAGAAAGGAGUUUACCGAAGCUCCCCCGCCCAAGGUGAACCCGUGGACUAGGAAAAUGAAUGCGGUGACCGUGGUCAGCGUGAAUGGACAAGCACACCACGAGUCGACCGGUCCCGCCAAGGUGGUGAAAGCAGGGAACCCACCCAAAGCCAGACGUGGAGGAAAGGUUGGAGAUUUUGGAGACACCAACAGCUGGCCGACUCCAGGGGAGAUUGCAACUAAAGACAUGCAGAUGGAGGCAGUGACACGGACCGUGUCCUGCCCGCCGACUGUCAGGCAGGUCAAAGACUCGUGGAGAUCCACUGGCCCCAAACGGACGACGGCCAAGAAGGAGUUAAAGGAGAAGAGGGAGAGCAACGAGGAGAGCAAGGAGAACCUGAAGGCCAAGUCGGACGACUCGGGAGAGGAGAAGAACGGCGACGACGACUCCCAGAAGAAUGGACCGAAGAAGAAAGGAAACAAGCAGAAGUGGGUUCCUCUGAUGAUCGAGGUGAAGUCCGAGGGUCCCAGGGAGCGCUCGGCCUCCAGGAACAACAGCAGACAAAACGAAAACCCGCGCCUGCCUCCCAACGCCAGGAACGACCUCAGAGACUGGCACAGUCAGAAGUACGAGCGGGAGUGGCGCGACGACCACGACGAGGUGUCCAGCGUGAAGAGCGAGGGGGCGCCGUUCCGCGGGGGCUUCAGGGGUCGAGGACGUGGAAGAGGAAGAGGACGGGGACGAGGCAGAGGCGGGAGAGGCCACUAUGACUACCACUACGGCUACAAGUCCUACGACGUGAAAGACGGACCCUACGCCCAGAAGUUCGGCAACUCCGUCACCUACUACUACGACAACAUGAGCAGCAACGACCUCUUCGCCGUGGACCAGGACCUGCUGAAGGACUACAUCAAGAGGCAGAUCGAGUACUACUUCAGCCUGGACAACCUGGAGCGGGACUUCUUCCUGCGGAGGAAGAUGGACCAGGAGGGCUUCCUGCCCAUCGGACUCAUCGCCAGUUUCCACCGAGUUCAGGCCCUCACCACCGACGUCAACCUCAUCCUCGAAGCUUUGAAGGACAGUAAAGAAGUGGAAGUGAUCGACAUGAAGAUCCGUCGGAAGGUGGACCCGGAGAAGUGGCCUCUGCCCGGUCUCACCAUGCCCAACCAAACCCACACCGACUUCUCCCAACUCAUCAACUGCCCCGAGUUUGUCCCCAGACAGAUGACGGACGACUCCGUGGGAUCCCCCAGGGCCUCCACGCCCGUGCAGCGCCAGACCAAGACUGAACAAGACAUCUCAAACCUCAAGACGAUGCCCAAGGGCCUCUCCGCCAGCCUCCCCGACCUGGACUCAGAGUCCUGGAUCGAGGUGAAAAAGAGACCCAGACCUUCGCCGGCCAGACCCAAGGUCAGCACAGAAAAGGCCCCGUCAUUGCAGCAGAAGGAAAAGGACGAGUCGAUUCGCUCCCCCGUGCCCCAGCCCGGCUCCUCGCCGACGCCCGUCACCCUAGGAAAUAAGGACGGAGCGGAACCGGACGAGCCGGAGGAGCUCGACUUCAUGUUCGACGAGGAGAUGGAGCAGAUCGACGGGCGGCGCAACACCUUCACCGACUGGUCGGACGAGGAGACGGACGGCGAGAUCGACGACCACGACGUCAACAAGAUCCUGAUCGUGACGCAGACGCCGCCCUACCUGAGGAAGCACCCGGGCGGCGACCGCACGGGGCACCACACGUCGCGCGCCAAGCUGACCAGCGAGCUGGUCAAGGUGAUCAACGACGGCCUCUUCUACUACGAGCAGGACCUGUGGGACGACACGUACGAGCCCGAGUACGCCACCAUCAAGCAAGAGGUGGAGAACUUCAAGAAGGUCCACCUGAUCAGCCGCGAACAGUUCGACUGUUUGACCCCCGAACCUCCCGUCGACCCCAACCAAGAAGUCCCCCCAGGCCCCCCCCGACCCCAGCAGAUCCCCACAGACGCUUUGGCAAACAAACUCUUCGGCGCCCCCGAGCCGUCCUCGAUAGCUCGCUCGCUCCCGACUACCGUGCCUGACUCGCCCAACUACCGCAGUGCCCGGACGCCGCGCACGCCGCGCACGCCUCACCGGAAGGACCCGACCAUGACGCCGCGCUUCUACCCGGUGGUGAAGGAGAGUCGGCCCGUCGACGCCAAGACGCCCAGGAAGAGGAAGACCAGACACAGCUCAAACCCGCCCAUGGAGUGUCACGUCGGCUGGGUGAUGGACUCCAGAGAGCAUCGAUCUCGUACCGCCUCCGUCAGCUCCAACGCCAGUCCGUCGGAGGGCACCCCGGCUCUGGGUAACAUCGGCUGCACCCCCCAGUCCCUCCCCAAGUUCCAGCACCCGUCACACGAGCUGCUCAAGGAGAACGGCUUCACGCAACACGUUUACCACAAGUAUCGCCGGCGCUGCCUAAACGAGCGGAAGCGGCUUGGAAUCGGACAGUCGCAGGAGAUGAACACACUCUUCCGCUUCUGGUCGUUUUUCCUUCGGGAUCAUUUCAACAGAAAGAUGUACGAGGAGUUCAGACAGCUGGUGGUGGAGGACGGGAAGGAGGGAUACAGGUACGGUUUGGAGUGCUUGUUCAGGUACUACAGCUACGGUCUGGAGAAGAAGUUCAGGCCCGACAUCUUCAAGGACUUCCAGGAGGAGACCAUCAAAGACUACGAGGCUGGCCAGCUUUACGGACUGGAGAAGUUCUGGGCCUUCCUUAAAUACUCCAAAGCCAAGACCAUGGAGAUCGACCCCAAGCUGCAGGAGCAUCUGAGCAAGUUCAAACGCCUGGAGGAUUUCAGGAUUGAUCCACCGAUGGAGGAAGGACGCCGCAGAAGACACUCCUCCAGCGGAGACGGCCGCCGCCGCCACCCCUCCCAGCCCACCAGUCGUCCCCACAGCCAGGCCAGCUCAGGCCCCGCCCCCGCCCCAGCCCCCGCCCCCAAGGAUGAUGCCAAACCCAGCGGCCAGAAAGCCCCGACCGCCGCCGCCGCCGCCGCCGCUGCUGAUCCCGCACCAGACGCCAAGACACUGAAGUAACAGCUCCACGGACGCGCCGGCCUGCACGGAUCAACUCAAACCCACGCCUGCAAGUCGCCGGUUCUCUCUGCGCCACAGGAGGGGGAGGGGCUUCCAGCUCGUCAUUCUAAGCAUGAGAUUUUUAUUUUUUUUUUUCGUUGCAAACUACCAUCGAUUGAGGAAAAAAGGAAGACGAUUAAUCGAUCAGUUUCUUGAUUCAUUUUAAGUUUUUUUUUUUUUUUUUUUGGAGAACGUUUUGUCUUAAUGAGGCAACGGAUGAGGUGUCAAACACUUUUUUUUUUUUUUUUUUUUUUUUUUUUUGUCCUCCCCCCCUUGUUACAAACUUUUGCCGGUCCACGCGGUGGACGGUUUUUUGGUUUUUUAUUUCUUCCUUCAUGUUGAACCCCUCUUUGACCCUCUUUGAUCGUCGCUGUCCUGCUGGCUUAUCCCUCACCCAGAUUAAUAACUAUUAUUUCUUGAGCGUGAGGUUGGGAUUGGGACGUAGUUUGAACGAGGCUGAACAUCUGAGAAUAAAAAAUAAAUAAAUAAAUAUAGAAGAAGAAGAAGAAGCCCCCUCCUGUUCCCGACAUCCACCCGGACCAAAGUGGUCAGAACCGAGCGACUGACGUUUCCACCCGCAUGGCCCCCGAGGACGUUCAGUCGAGGGGCUGCAAAUUUAGACACAUUUGAUUUAUUUUAUGGCUGGACUCUUGAGGGGGGAGAAUAUUAAAGAACCAAAUGAUAUAAAAAGAAAAAAGAAAGCAAAAAAAAAGACUUAUAUCGACCCCUCGCUACGGACAAGAUCAUUAAAAGUUGCCUUAUUUUAAUGGUUUCACUGCUUCUAACGUGUGCCCGCCACCUUAUCGUCGAUUGUACAGCAUCAAGAGUCACGCUAGUUUCAAACAGAGGUGGCGCUCCGUCUGCCAAACUGUCCUCCACCUCCCCCCCUCCCUCGCUCCAUCCCUCCUUCCUCCUCCGCCUCCUUCCCUGAACUGAACUGUCUUCCAGGCGUCAUCCAGUCUGUUACAAGUCCUGUAAUUCUUCCGUUUAUUGCAAGUCGUGGCUUUUUCGUGCUGAAACACGUCGCCCUGAUGGAAGUCCGCCGCCUCCUCCACCUCCUCCACCUCCUCCACCCGAUAAGGAAGACGGGAUUUCCCGCGUCCUCCUCCUCCUCCUCCACCCUCCCUUUUCGUCCGUUAAUCCCUCCGUCGGGACAUCCAUCCACCAGUCGACCAUCAGCGACGCCGCAGGACUGGAAUCCGGAUUACUUGAAGAAGCGAUGGUUUUUCGCGAGGAAGAGCCGUCGAGCUCUGACGCAGGUGCUCCGGGCGGAGACGAGGACACGCAGCCUCCACCCUCCUCCUCCUCCUCCACCCUCCUCCUCCUCUUCUGUUUGACCCGGAGUUGGACCCACGCCGCUCGACGAGGCCGACGCACUCUUCAGAAACCUCUUCCUGUUUCACACACAAACAUCAGCCACACUGAACGUCACACUGCAGGUACACGAUGUAGCGGCUCGAGCGAGGCCGGAUACAGACGCUUGACCUCGCUGUGGAUUUAAAAAAAGAAAAGAAAGUUAAAUAAAUAAAUAAAAUUCACACUCUUUUAAGUCAUCGCUCUUCUCACGGUCGACUGUGCGGAUAAUAAAAAACCUUAAUCCAACAACUCCAGAACUGAUGAUAUCAAACAGAAGAGUGAUUUCCUCCACUAAUGUAAAUGUGAAUCUGACAGAUGAAGAGAAAUGAUUACAGCUUCCUGCUACUUUGUUUUAUUGUUUAUAGAACAGAUUAUAUAUUUGCCUUACAUGUGUACGUACUCUAACUUUUCUUUUUUUUUUUUUUUUUUUUUUUUUUUUUAAGGGUCUCAUAAUUAUCUUUUAAUGCUUUUUUUUUUUUUUUUUUUAAUUUGCUGUGUUUCUCGUGUUGUCAUGCUGGAGGCGGGAGGGAGGGAGGGAUGGAGGGUGGGAGGGGGCGGGUGUCUGUGGAUUUCAGGUUAUGGGUUCACUACGCAAAAGGGAACGUUGGCAUCAGGGCGUUAAAAAAAAAAAAGAAAAAAAAACUAAAUCUGUAAUCGUUUCAUGUUGAAAUCACAGUUGAAUUUUUCUUUUAGUAAAGAGAUCUGCCAGGAUGAGAGCAACAACAAGAAACUGUUAUUAAGCCUCCAGCGUUUUCUACAAAUGUGUCUAAAAAAAAAAAAAAAAAAAAGGUCCACGCUUUGGUUUUAAUUGAAUCAGAGGUUCUGGGAGACGAAAUAAGUCUUAAAAGAGAAGAAUCCACACGUAAAAAUCUUCAAAUGCUUUUCAGCAGAAGAAUUAGUUCCCAAGUUAUAUGUGCCUGUUUUUUUUUUUUUUUAAUUUUAUUAUUAUUAUUAUUAUUAUUAUUUGCUCCUCGGUCGUAAUAAUAAUCAUCAUGAGCCUGUAGGUCGUCCUGUCAGUGUUCAACUUCUUCCUCUAAAUCCAGAAUUAUCUGAAAAUGCAAACUGAAGCUGUAUUUUAUUUUCCUUUUUAUUUUAUUUUAUUUUAUUUUUUUUAGUUUUUCUUCAGGGAGAUUUUGGAUCUGAAGCUUACAGUUGCUGCAUCAAAGUGUUUACUGGAUGGAAAUAUAAUAAACGCUACUCGACGUUAUGUUCCCACAAACCAGCGGCGUCUCCUGGGAGCGGGUUGGUUGCGAGAAGCUGCCUUCUUCCUUCGGGACCGUCACACGAUCCUCCUCUGAAAACUGCGAUCUCAUGUGUCGCCUGUCUCUGGACAUUUUGAAGUGUUUGUGGGGGGGGGGGGAGAUGUGUGGGCUUCAGGUGGUUUUGGGAGUUGUCAUUCUUCCAAACAAACUCUAGAGGGCGCAGUCUGCUGCUUUGCUCGGCAAGUUUUACACGGACAUGGACGCUGGAGGGACGAAAGAUGGACGAAAAGACGAGGAGAGACGAUGGGAAGAGCCCCAUCGGGGGUUUUGCGAUGUUGCUCAGAGGAAUAUGGCUGGUUAAUGAUGUCUGGAGACUGAAAAAACAAAAAAGGACAAAAUUCCAUAAAGCCAUAUGAAUAAGAAAAAAAAAACUGUAUAUGAACCAUUAAAAUAGUUCAUUACAUUAAAGUAUCCUAGGCUUGUCAUGAGGAAAAAAAGAUGAAAACGAGGAAAAAAGGAACAAAAAAAUAUAUAAAAAGGAAAAAUGUAAAAUACUUGAAUGAGAUCUUGUAUUAUAACAUUUAAUAUUCAUAAUAUCUGCUUUGUAGGCUGACGUGAUUCGCUAUUAGUGUUAUUUGUAAUUUGUAGUAAUUAUGCUUUUCCUUAAUAAAGAAAAAAAACAGAAAAUGGACAAAAAAACCUCAAA